Molecule: messenger RNA, 2136 nt
Organism: Amphimedon queenslandica
Lineage: Eukaryota; Metazoa; Porifera; Demospongiae; Haplosclerida; Niphatidae
Exons: 9
Coding region: 18-1952 (644 amino acids)
Biological process (GO): cell-matrix adhesion
Source: RefSeq, a predicted model, not a curated record
UCCUAUAAGAUCAGUUUAUGCAGUAUAAAAUGACAAUAGUGUUUGUGAUACUUAUCUACUUCAAUGGUCUCCUUGUUAGCUCUGAGAGUAACUAUCUUCCCUUCCUGUAUCCUACUAACUAUUCAAUACUUGAUGAUGUUCUUGAUUCUGCUGUAAAUGUGUCACUGCCAUCCCCAUUAAGGUUUGGAUUAUCAUGUCACACUGAAGCAUGGAUAAGUACUCAUGGAUUCAUUAGUUUAGGAAAAAGUUUUGGCAAUGCCUACAAACCCAAUUCUUUUCCUAUUUCUACUCCAGUCAUUGCUCCAUUUUGGAAUGACAAUGAAUUAACUGGAAGAGGUGAAGCACGCUAUGCUAUUAUAACUCCAACAACAAAUCUUUCAUUGUGCAAUCAAGUCAAUGAUUACUUAUCUAAUUCAACUGGUAGUAGUGUAUCUGUUGAAUGGAUACUGUGGGCCUACUGGUAUGAUCUGUGUCCAUAUGGUGAUAAUAUUUGCAAUGAUACUGAGUCUAAUCAUUUUCAGGUUGUAUUAGCUUAUCAAAGUAAUGCCACAUAUGCUGUGUUUAUAUACAAGUGUGGACUCAUAGAAUGGACAGAAUAUGAUGCUGGUGUUGGUAUUAACAGUGGUGAUGGGUAUUAUAUCAAUCAUCCACUAGCUAAUACUAGUAAUGUUACUGAUAUAGACUGCUAUGAUGCAGUAUCAGGAUGGACUAAUAUUGUAUACAGACUAGAUCAAGUUAUAGAUAAGUUUGAAUUCCUAUCUAUUACACCUGACAAUAUUACAGUAUCAUGGGAACUUAGUAAUCCAAAUAUCAACAGUACACUAAUUCUUAGUAUCAGUGAUUCACUUCAAACAAUUAAUGAAACAAUUAACGUUACUAAAUAUGAAAAUGUAUACAAUUAUACUGAAGACCUCUCUUCUUGUAACGAAUAUACCUUUAAACUGGCACUGCGCAUGUCAAGCGGAUGUAAGGACAGCAUUAGAAUCAUAUCUACAGCACCAAAACCUGAAAAUGUAUCUGCAUUAUAUCUAAUCAAUGAAACAAUAAUCAUAAGAUUUCAAAUAGAUGAGAAGAUUACAAAUGCAAUAAAGUUAUUUCUGCUUGCAGCUAAUGGACACAUUAAUACAUCAGAUUCAUUGGAUAUUGAUAGCCUUCAAUACAUUGAUGAGUUUUAUAUUAUACACUGGAAUAUAAAACUAAAUGAUCAUUCAUUGUAUUACCUAACAGUAUCAGCAAUUGGUACAUAUGGAACUAGUACUUCUGAUCAUGUAACAGAAAUAAAUACAUAUAAUGUAAAGGAUAUAAUAAUAAAAAGGAAUGAAGAUAUUGUCUGUUUUACUUGUGUUACUGAAGUGUUCAAUGAAUGUCAAUUAAUGAUAACAACACUGAUACCACAAUCAAUACAAACUAAUGGAACAUGUUAUUCAUUUACUGAUAAUGGAACAUACACUGUAUAUGCACAUGAUAUUGAGAAUGGAAUAAAGAUACUGACACCAGCAAUAGUUAUUGAAUACACAGUUGACUGGAUUGAACCAACACAAACUACUACUAAUAAUAUUGACCAUCAAAGUCAAUCACAGAUCAUUAUUAUAAUACUGGGAGGUCUCCUUGGACUCACAACAUUUGCUGUUCUCAUACUAUCACUAGCAAUGAUUGUAAUACUGAGGAAAAAAGGUAAAGCAAAGUCCGAAAAUUCUAUACUCCAUACUCAAGAGACCCCUGAUGAAAACCAAGGUACUUUUGAAAACCAAGUCGCCACAAAAGAAGAUCCAGCAUCAUAUGAAAUGAUACGUAAUGAAAUACCAUCAACUAAUGUUGAUAAACACAGCAACUAUACUUCCCUUAUUAUCAGUACUACUGAUAAGUCAACCGUAUAUGAUACUCCAGAAACAAGGCCUCAAGUCUCAUCUUGCCCAGUUGGGGGAACAUUAAACGAUCCAUUGUACAUAUAACUCAUAGACAUAAGACACACACAUAAAUAAAAAGUAAUGUAGUAUGGUGUGCAAAUGCUGCAAAAAUUUAUGCUUAUUAUAGUGAAGUAAAAUUUAGCAAACAACUUAGCAAAUAAUGUUAGUAUGUAUCCACUGUUAAAUGAUUAUAAAUGAUAGUAAAUUAUUUUCGUUGUGGUUUGUAUUA